This is a messenger RNA of Malania oleifera, 1083 nucleotides long. Its product is annotated as B3 domain-containing protein REM17-like. Lineage: Eukaryota; Viridiplantae; Streptophyta; Magnoliopsida; Santalales; Ximeniaceae. Gene Ontology annotation, molecular function: DNA binding. Bases 1 to 1083 code for a protein of 360 amino acids. The transcript is spliced from 6 exons. The record is from RefSeq and is a predicted model, not a curated record.
AUGGCACGUUCAACAAUCCCACCAACCAGUCCUCACUUCUUUAAGCCCAUUCUUCCUGAUUCCCACCAAGAACUGGUGAUUCCAUCUUCUUUCUUGAUCAAGUACUUAUUGGAUGACACUCGCGAUGAACAUUGCAAGCAAGCCGUCUUGAAAAGCAGCAGCACCGGAAAGAAUUGGCUGGUAACGAUGAACGGCCGCUGUCUGGAAGAUGGUUGGCCGGAGUUUGCCAGAGACCAUGACUUGCACGUGGGCGAUUUCUUGGUGUUCAGGCACGAAGGGAACUUGGUGUUUCAUGUUAUGGUCUUUGACGUAACGGCCUGCGAGAGAAAAUACCCACUGUCUGAUCAUCAUGAUGAUCAAAGUCAAGAUACGGAUCAAAGUUUCAAAUCAGGCCCUCUGAAAGAUUUCCGACAGCCUAAAGAUGUCUUCAAGAAGAAGCCAGAGCAUCCCUGUUUUUGGGGCACUGUACCAUUUUUUAAGUAUCCUAAAAUGUGUAUACCAUCAUCCUUUGCGAGAGCAAAUGGUUUAAGUGGCAGAUGCUCUAAGAUGAUCUUAAUAAACGAAAAGGGGAAAUCAUGGCCAGUGAAAUUAUGGUACAAAAAAUGUGAUGGCCGACUUUGUAUUAGCCAGGGUUGGCUUGCCUUCCAAGUUGCAAACGGCUUAAAGAGUGGAGACGUACUGAUAUUUGAGCUCAUUGAGAAAGGUGCCACACCCAUUAUUAAUGUUCAUGACAUCUCUCGCACAUGCCUUCAUCCUUAUUUUGUUGAAACUAUGAAGCCGACCAACAUCAAUUAUUCUUAUUUGGUUAUUCCUAUGAAAUUUGUAAGAGAGAAUGAUUUAUGGGAAAAAAAUUGUGAGAUAUUCCUCAGAGAUCAACAAGGUAGGUCAUGGCCUGUGACAUUGAUCCACAAAAAUGAUGACCGAGUUCAUAUUAUAAAUGAUUGGAAUAAGUUUACUGUGGCAAAUGACAUAAAAGUUGGAGACAUCUUUGUGGUAGAGCUUGUUAAGGAAGGAGCGAAACUUGUUAUGAACUUCUUUUCAUGGAAGGAAUUCUUUGCACAAUCAUUAGAGAGUAAGCAUUAG